Megalops cyprinoides (Indo-Pacific tarpon) is the source of this 943-nucleotide messenger RNA. RefSeq names its product mitochondrial import inner membrane translocase subunit Tim8 A. The record is from RefSeq and is a predicted model, not a curated record. Lineage: Eukaryota; Metazoa; Chordata; Actinopteri; Elopiformes; Megalopidae. The transcript has 2 exons. The coding region runs from base 115 to 387 and encodes 90 amino acids.
GCCUACAGUAACCACGGACCAAGACACGUGAAGGUCGGUGAUUCUGUGCUGUGGAGGAAAUUGCAUGAGUAUACUGUAAUUGUACUUACCUAAUAGUAGGGACGCUGUGGGUAAAUGGAUAGCCAAGGCGUCACAGCAGAUCCCCAGCUCCAACAGUUUAUUGAAGUGGAAUCACAAAAGCAGAGGUUUCAACAGCUUGUACAUCAGAUGACCGAAGUCUGCUGGGAGAAAUGCAUGGAAAAGCCUGGCCCAAAGUUGGAUUCCAGGACAGAAGCAUGCUUUGUGAACUGCGUUGAACGCUUCAUUGACACAAGCCAGUUCAUUUUGAACAGGCUGGAGCAGACCCAAAGGAGUCGUGGUUCCUUCUCCGAGACCAUGUCUGACUAGCUGUAGCUUGACCAUAGGCUAGACAGCCAGCCAACCAGACAGACAGAACUCUGCCUAACACUGAACUGUGGGCAGAUGGGUACCGGCCAGGUUGUGCAAUGCGAACUGAGAAGGGCCGUGCAGAAAGCAAAAGGGAAGAUGUUCUACAGUGCCUCAGCAGCUGUUCUUUGUGCCAUUUUACUAGAACCUUUGAUCCUGAUUUCCACCUCAGUUCCACCCUUCUAUGCAGGCCCUGUUGAUGUGUUAUUGCAGUAUCCCUGUUUGUGGAGAAAACCCUGCAGUUGCCUUUCAGAAGUGAGUCAGCACAGAGGUGAUGCCACUGAGCGUGUAACAGGAGCUCCCUUCACCUACAGCAUUGCAGAUCUGAUUAGCUGAUGAUGAUUCGCCUGAUGAGGAGCACUCCAACAACAAGAGCAAAUCGUUGCAGCACAACUCUGCAAAACAGGGGCACAACAACCCAAGCUAUCCAACUACGGAAAUCCAAGUACUAUUGACAGAAAACAGUAUUUAUUCAAUUGUAUUUGUAUUGCAAACUGAAAAAUCCAUUAAAGUGAAA